This is a messenger RNA of Lichtheimia ornata, 1944 nucleotides long. RefSeq lists its product as uncharacterized. Gene Ontology annotation, cellular component: cytoplasm. Gene Ontology annotation, biological process: signal transduction; regulation of GTPase activity. NCBI's taxonomy places the organism in Eukaryota, Fungi, Mucoromycota, Mucoromycetes, Mucorales, Lichtheimiaceae. The transcript has 11 exons. The record is from RefSeq and is a predicted model, not a curated record. Bases 1 to 1944 code for a protein of 647 amino acids.
AUGGCCAGACCGAGAGGGAAAAGCUUCACCCAACAAUAUCACCAUCAUCCACAGGAGGAGGAGUUACCCAAUCUCAACGCUCAAGUCGAGUAUAUCAACAACUUGCUGAAAUGGAGCAUUCAGGACCUGGACCACUUGAUUAGCGUUUUACGUCAACGAAUUGCAGCAGAGGAUGCUUACGCAAACGCACUGGACAAAAUUGAACGCCUACCACGCACUCCUUUCUUCAAUGAGCAAACCAUGUACGAGGCUGCUGUGGCUCAAUAUGAGAUCUCGCUUAAUCGGACUGUGGCGGGACGUCGUGAACUCUUGAAGGCUAUGAAACUUCAGUUACAGUCGCUCAACACGUUAAGGGAUUAUCAAGAACAACGACGCAAAAAGAUCAAGAGCAUCAUGGUGGAUAAGAAUGCAAAGUAUAUGGCAGCAAGGACGGGUGAUUUCUCAAAGCGUCAAAGACAAUACCUCAACAAAUGUACCGAGCUUGAUGCUGCUCAGCAUGAUGAACAUCAACAGGCCGAACAACAAGCAUUGCAACAGCAACAACAGGAGGAUAGCGACCAUUCCAGUGGUGGUGGAUCGGAUGUGCCACACAACAAGCGGACCAUGGCAGGAUUCAUGGCUCUCAAAACACAACUUGCCAAUGUCAUGAGCUCAACACAUGAUUAUGGAACGAAGGCAUCGAGGCUUAAGCGUGACAUGUUGGAUGCAGAUCGCGAGUAUCGGAGAAGUGUGGCGGAUUUGGAGCGUCUUCGGAAGAAGCAAGUGGAUACGGCCAAUCAUGCUGUAAAGCAUGUAGAGGUCUUGUUCCUGGAUAAGUCGGAAAUAUGCAAAUCGGCACUUUACAAUAUUCUUACGGUUGAACAAGGAAUACAAGCCAAUGAAUCAUCACUUGUCAAGGCCAUGUUUCAAACAGCCGCUGAGAUGGAUGGGAAGAAGGAUAUGGAAUUUUUCAAGAGGGAAUACUCCAAGCUCAAGUUUGAUACACCCGAGCCGAUCAUGUAUGAUAACCAUUACCAUGGGCGCUUAAAAGAUAUGCAGUUUGGGGUUGCACUGGAUGUAUAUGCCAAGCUUCAUACUACACGCAGGGUGCCUGUUUUGGUGGAACGAUGCAUUCAAGCCAUUGAAGAGAUGGGAGGAUUGGAAAAAGAGGGACUUUACCGAGUAUCUGGGAGACAAAGCAGCAUUGAGCAGCUCAAGCUUGAAUUUGAACGAGACGAGAACAAGGCACAGAUUCAAUCAUUUGACAUAUUCACCAUUGCAUCAGUGCUCAAAAUUUAUCUCCGUGAGCUUGAGGUGCCACUCUUCCCCUUGCAGAUGCGGUUUCGUGCUGAGUAUUCUGCCAAAGAUGAUGCAACCCGAUUACGAGAACUCGAAUCUCGGUUACAACAGCUAUCUGAUCCACAUCGAUAUACGCUAAAAGCCGUCGUCGAGCAUCUAGCAAAAGUCAAUAGCAAGGCGAGGAUGAACAAGAUGAGCAUGCAAAAUUUGGAAGUUAUCUUUACACCGGCUAUUUUUCAUGAUCAUAAUCAAGCUGAAGUUCCUGGUGAAUGGUGCUCUGACAAGGUGUUACCCGAUCUUAUCUUCAAUCAUGAGAGGCUCUUUGCUCGAGUGAAUGACAACAAGGAUGAAAAGACAGCUGUGGAUAAUAACGAUAUGGCUUGGCAACAACAACGGCAACAAUCCAACAUCUCCACCGAUUCGACAAAGCCAUCAACAUCAUUACCAGUGACAGUGGAACGAUCUGAUUCACGAGGAAAGAGGAUACUUGCACGAAAGGAUUCAUUGAAUGCGUUACAAAGACCAUUGCAUCAACGACAAGGGUCAACUCGUACAACGUCUUCUUUAAGGGACACUGAACCCGAUACCCCUGAGCCUUCAUCACCGCCUAUUUCUUCAAGACAUCGGCAUCAACUUUCGAUUAGUGAUUCAUUAGCCAAAAGUUAG